Messenger RNA from Symsagittifera roscoffensis, 687 nucleotides. Its product is annotated as neuronal acetylcholine receptor subunit beta-3-like. Bases 63 to 686 code for a protein of 207 amino acids. The transcript is spliced from 2 exons. The record is from RefSeq and is a predicted model, not a curated record. NCBI's taxonomy places the organism in Eukaryota, Metazoa, Xenacoelomorpha, Acoela, Convolutidae. Gene Ontology annotation, cellular component: membrane. Gene Ontology annotation, biological process: monoatomic ion transport.
ACAAUAAAAUUAAUCGUAUUUUUGAACUGGAAGUUUCCCUGCGCCGACGACCUCAAUUUUACAUGCUGGUUUUAGUAUUACCAUGCCUGGUUCUCUAUACCAUCUCCAGUUUAUGCUUCGUUUUGCCUUCGGACGCAACUGAGAAAGUCUCGUUUGCGGUGACUAUUCUGUUGGCGGAGGUGGUAGCGUUCACCUCUCUCAGUAAUGUGUUACCGGAGAGCUCAGAAAACACUCCAAUUUUGCUUUAUUUUCUGUCGGCUGUCAUCUGGCAUAUGGGGAUACUCUGCAUAGUGGCUGUACUUGUCGUGAACAUCAGUCAAAACGGAUGGCAAACUUGGAUGAGUCCCAGAAUGAAGCAAUUCAUCAGCUCGCCUUAUUUAAAACUGAUCAAAAUGGUCCCCUUCUCAGAACAAGACCGAUACCGUCAUCUCUCCAUCAAACGAAACUCGUAUGGUAAUGUCGUCGAUCGACUGGGCCGAAAUGUAUUGCAAGUCACGUUCGAAGACAAUAACGAAGAGAAGUUGGAGCUGGAAAAAGAAAAGAACGACAUUCGGUGGCGUUUUCUGGCCAUAGUUGUGGACCGAAUCUUUCUUUUGAUUCACACUGUGGCAAUCACGUCUAAUAUUUUGUACUUCACUUGCAACUUUGCCAUCGGUAAUGUCCAGAGAUGGCUAGAAGAAAAGUGAU